Lycium barbarum (goji berry) is the source of this 592-nucleotide messenger RNA. Its product is annotated as F-box protein PP2-B10-like. Bases 22 to 519 code for a protein of 165 amino acids. The record is from RefSeq and is a predicted model, not a curated record. NCBI's taxonomy places the organism in Eukaryota, Viridiplantae, Streptophyta, Magnoliopsida, Solanales, Solanaceae. The transcript is spliced from 3 exons.
UAUCAGAGCAAUAAAAGAAAGAUGAGUGAGUGGAUCGACGCAACAAAGCUUUCAAUUACAUGGAUGGACACUCCUGAACAUUAUUGGACAUGGAAUUAUCUUCCAGAAUCUGGAUGUGACGUGGCUGAGCUUCAUCGCGUUUGUUUUCUUAACAUCGUUGGAAAGAUAGACUCAAAACGACUUACUCGAAAGACUAGUUUUGGGGCAUAUCUAGUGUUCAAGUUGAAUGAUCAACAACAAAACCUUGAACGAGCCAUUGCAUCAGUGAGAUUUGUUAAGGAAAAGGCAAAGGGCACUGAUGGUGAGGGUUACACUGUUUUCAUCUCAAAGUCAAAGGAACACGGAGAACAUGGCAUAUUCCCACACCUUCGAGCCGAUGAGUGGAUGGAAAUAAAGCUUGGUGAAUUUUUCAACAACUUAGGUGAAGAUGGUGAAGUUGAAAUGACGUUGAUGGAAACCAGCAACGAUAAAUGGAAAUCUGGUCUCAUCGUUAAGGGCAUUGACAUUCGUCCAAAUUAAAUAUUGGGGAUCAGUUUGAUAUUAUAAACCUAAUUACUGGCAUGGAUACAUCUAUAGCCAGUGGGGCCUUUAU